AUGUUUGCCAACAUGGACCCCAAGAAGCAGGCUGAACAGAUGGCAGCAGCAAGAGCUCUUGCCGCGGAGUUCAGCAAAGCCAAGGGAGGCAGCAGUAGGGGCAGGAACAGCGGACGAGGACGCAUGAACGAUGGCGGCAGUGGCAGCAGGCCUGGCGGCAUCGGAAGAGCAACCCCUACUCGAUACGAUGCUCCUCCGACUCAGAUGAACCGUCCUAUGCCUUCUUCUUCGCGUGCUGUCUUCACGCAGCCGCAAGUCAAUCGAGCCAGAGUCCAGCCUUCCGUCGUCACUCGUGUCGAUCCCACGCUCGCGGGUUGGUUGGCAAACACGCCUCAGACUGGUCCAGCGACGCCGGUGACGCCCACGAUGCCGACGAUUCCCGCGAACACAGUGCCUGCUCGCUCUGACGCUCCGAUGGGAAUCGAUCAGAAACUCGCCAGCUGGCUUACACCCAAGCUUAGCCCGGUUGCCGCUUCUCCCAAGGAGACUUCGACCAGCCGUGCCUCGUCAAGCAUACCUGUCACCAAAAUUGAUGGCCCUGAGACAUCGAAAGCCGCCGUUCCCGGAAACGCUCAAGCUAUCUUUCAAUCUAACGCUCCUCCGCCUUCUCUGGAAAAUGAGGCUGUCUUCCCUCCUGAGACGACUGUCCGUUCGAAGCCGAGUGGCUUUGGAAAGAGCUUGCGGAUCGCUCACGAGGCAAAAGUCAUCAGGGAACAGAAUAAUAUGAGCGGAGUGGGAACUACUGCCAGUUCCAACUUGGAUGCCAAAGCUUUCGCUCUUUUCGCCAAAGACAUUGAGUUGGUGACACAGCCGCAGUCUAACCACAACGUACAGGCUCCUCGUCUUCCUGAAACCGUUCACCACGACAAGCAAUAUGCUGAAGCCUCCUCCUCCACGAAGACUGAGACCUCUGCUGUUAAGUCAGAGCUCAAAUUCGGUUCCGUCGAAUGGGCUCUGGCGCAGCUCGAAAGUGGCCGGGAACUUCCUGGCCACCAUGAGUUCCACGCUCGCAUGGCUCAAGAAGUCGGAAACAAGUCUGGCGCUGUGCCCGCCACUGAUACUCAUUCCGGAAUUAUCAACAACACUCAGCCCCUCAUUGAGCAGCAGGAGACAACCGACGAAAAGAAAACAGCGGAGCCUCAGAUGAAGGAACCCUACUGCAACUGCCCUAAGAGAAGCCACCCAAUUAUUGGCUUGGCGGCUUCAUGCUACAACACGGAUUCUGACGGCGAUCAUGACCUCACUCGCAUGAAAGGUGCGUCGGAUGCAGUGAAGAACAGGUUCGCGGUCAACGUAAUCCUCCACGAGCACUCGAACCCAGACUGUCCCAAGCUGCUUCAGGCUGCUGCCCAAUUCCCUCUUCACUUCGGCGCCAGCCCUGCCAUUGUAGAUGACCCCGACGAUCAUCUCCAGGUCAUCCAAUGGAAGGACUCGGACGGCGUAUCCGGUCCCUCGAGCAGUGUGCCCGUUCGGAAUAUCAAUUCAUCUGGCCAUCAGAACAACUCGCCCGGCGCUUCGAAUAGUUUGGCUGUCGCCUUCAACAACUCGUCCGGUCCUCCUUUGGCUGGUGCUCCAGUCCCACAGCCGUCUGUCCGCCGCCGUAGAGGCAUCAACGAAUCGAUGUGGGCUUAG
Molecule: messenger RNA, 1632 nt
Organism: Colletotrichum costaricense
Lineage: Eukaryota; Fungi; Ascomycota; Sordariomycetes; Glomerellales; Glomerellaceae
Exons: 2
Coding region: 1-1632 (543 amino acids)
Source: RefSeq, a predicted model, not a curated record